AUGUCCCCACUAACGCAACUCUCACAGUAUAAAGAGCAGACCUCAACCUGUAUGCAUUGCCUAGAUCGCAACAUGCUCAGCCAGUAUCCGCCUCGUCCCCGAUUAACCCGGCUAGAUAGCAAGCAUGGGUCUUUCAUCUCCUCAACUAGCACUUCGAUAUCAUCCCCAACUACCAUGACAGAGUCCUCCUCCUCACAGUCAAAUUCCAAAUCCCAAGACGAGCAUCCAACAUCCCUCUCAACCGACAUCGAAGAAACCCUUGACCUCAAAGACCUCGAAUUGAUGAUGCACUGGUGCACAACAACCUACAAAUCCAUGACCGGGGACCCCACCUCCGAACAAAUAUGGCAAACAACCAUCCCCAAGCUCUCCCUCCGUUACCCAGCCCUUCGUCAAGGUAUCUUAGCACUCUCAGCGCUGCACCUCGCCUCAACAAGCACAUCGUCCCGACGCUGGCGAUAUCUUGAAACGGCACGCUCGCACCAAGCACAAGCGCUAACAGGCCUCCACAUCGAGAGUGACGAAAAGGCACCGGAAGCAGAAAGUCAAGCGACAUUUGCGCUGUGUUGUAUAAUGAUCGUAUUCACCUUCGGCUUCUGCCAGAUCGACAGCGAAAAUGACUCAAACGAAGAACAGCUCGAUGUGCUGGACGAGUUCUUCGAGGUAUUCCAGCUAACCCGGUGGCUAGUCAGCAUCCUGGUAGCCUCGAUGGAGCGUAUUACAUCGAGCGAGCUGAACGCGCUCUUCCACCCCGAAGACCUGCCCCCAACCAUGCCGGACAUGUCGCGGCUGGUGGUUCUCUCGCUACAGCGACAGAAUGAGCUGGAGGCUAUUCGGGAUGCGACGCACGAGACGGAUGUGUAUGACUCGACCAUUGAGCAUCUCAGCCACGCGCUCGAGCAACUGAUGAAGGGCGGCGAGCCGAAGGUAUUUGCGUUUUGCUGGAGUUGGCGUAUCCCUGAGGAGUUUUUGGAGCUGCUUCAGGCGCGUCGACCGUUUGCGCUUGUUAUUCUAGCGCAUUAUUCGGUGAUUCUGCAUCAUCUUCGAGGUUCGUGGUGGAUGGGCGAUUGGGGGAAUAGGAUUUUAUCGGAGAUCGGGGAUCUUCUGGACCCGGAGUGGCGAGAGUUUAUUAGCUGGCCGAUUGAUGCGACAGGUUGUUUCCUUCUGAGGACUGAGGUGCGAGUGCGAGUGUUACCCCCGAUUGGCUUUUGA
Messenger RNA from Penicillium vulpinum, 1212 nucleotides. RefSeq lists its product as uncharacterized. The coding region runs from base 1 to 1212 and encodes 403 amino acids. Lineage: Eukaryota; Fungi; Ascomycota; Eurotiomycetes; Eurotiales; Aspergillaceae. The transcript has a single exon. The record is from RefSeq and is a predicted model, not a curated record. Gene Ontology annotation, molecular function: DNA-binding transcription activator activity, RNA polymerase II-specific. Gene Ontology annotation, biological process: regulation of transcription by RNA polymerase II.